Messenger RNA from Neltuma alba, 1494 nucleotides. Its product is annotated as DNA damage-repair/toleration protein DRT100-like. The record is from RefSeq and is a predicted model, not a curated record. The transcript has a single exon. Gene Ontology annotation, molecular function: protein binding. The coding region runs from base 48 to 1145 and encodes 365 amino acids. Lineage: Eukaryota; Viridiplantae; Streptophyta; Magnoliopsida; Fabales; Fabaceae.
GCCUUAGCCUGCAAAGCGCGAACACACACUCUCUCUUCAUUCAAGUCAUGGCUUUCUCGCCCUUGUUAGUAGUUACUUUGAUCCUUGCCGUUACUUCCGCCGUCAGUUCAUGCUCGUCGUCGGACCGGGAGGCACUUCUGUCCUUCAGAGCCGCACUCACCGACCCUUACUUGGGCAUCUUCAACUCCUGGAAUGGCAGCGACUGUUGCCUCAACUGGUAUGGCGUUCAUUGUGAUCCCACCACCCACCGCAUCACCGACAUCAACCUCCGCGGCGAGUCUCAGGACCCGAUCUUCCUGAAGGCUGGCCGCUCCGGCUACCUUAAUGGAACAAUCUCGCCUGAGAUUUGCCGCCUUGAUAGCCUCACGAGUCUGGUCCUAGCGGACUGGAAGGGAAUCUUCGGGGAGAUUCCGUCCUGCAUUACCUCCCUCUCCUCCCUCCGCAUCCUCGACCUUGUCGGCAACAGCCUCACUGGCGAGAUUCCGACGGACAUCGGGAAGUUGCAGGACCUCACCAUUCUGAACCUAGCUUACAACGCUAUCACCGGCAAGAUCCCGGCGUCGAUCGUCACCCUCGCAAACCUCAGGCACCUUGACCUCAGUCGCAACCAGCUCACCGGCGAAGUUCCCUCCGAUUUCGGCAAGCUCCGCAUGCUGAGCCGCGCAUUGUUAGGCCAAAACCAGCUCACUGGUCCAAUUCCGACUUCCCUUUCCAACAUGAAACGCUUAGCGGACUUGGAUCUCUCGAUGAACCGGAUCUCCGGUUCUAUUCCGGACCAACUCGGCAAAAUGCGGGUCCUCUCCACCCUCACAUUGGAUUGCAAUUCACUUUCUGGUCAAAUACCUUCAAGUUUAUUAAGCAAUCGGGGCAUGGGCAUCCUAAACUUGAGCCGAAACAGUUUGGAAGGCUCCAUACCCAACGUAUUCGGGUCAAAAUCAUACUUCAUGGUAUUGGAUUUAUCCCACAACAAAUUAUCGGGUUCAAUACCCGUUUCGUUAGCAUCAUCCAAGUUCGUCGGCCACCUAGACUUCAGUAACAAUCACCUUUGUGGAACCAUCCCAAUCGGGUCUCCAUUUGAUCAUCUCGAUGCGCCAUCGUUUAGCAACAACAAUUGUUUGUGUGGGAACCCAUUGAGAGCUUGUUGAAGAGCACAAUCGGGCCCCCUAAUAAAACGGGUCGGGUUUUCAGGAUCAAGAAUGGCUUGUUGAUGAUGAUCUAUUAGGCCAGGGAUUAAAGUGCAAUUAAGUGUGAUGUAAAUCUUAAUGUUAUUGUGUUUUUAUUUAUUUAAUCAAGAGGAUAAGAUUAGAGAAAGGGCAUAUGCCUGCAUGUGCAUUAAGAUCAGAAGGGAUUGAUGAAAGAAAGAUGUUUUAGUGAUGAUGUGAGAGCAAAGGUCAAGAAAGUGAUGAAUAUUAUAGUGUGUGUGGCAUGUGAGGUUCACAGGUAGAUACUUUUUUUUUGUAAAAUAUUUGGAUUAUGAUGGAUUGGAUCCAUUAA